AUAAUUGCGUUUAGGUUAUGUAUUCAUAAUAUAAAAUUAUCAAAUGACAGCUUGUCAAACAGCAAUAUAAAAAUAAAAAGAUAUACAUUUUCAUAUGAUUUAAUGAAAAUUAUUAAUGGCUGCAAUUGAUAAAGUUAAGAUUAUUGUCCUUGGCGAUUCUGGUGUGGGAAAAACAUCAUUAACACAUUUAAUAUGUCAACAACAACCUAUUAGUAAUCCUUCAUGGACUAUAGGUUGUUCAGUAGAAGUUAAAUUACAUGAAUAUAAAGAAGGAACUCCUAAUCAACGAAGAUAUUUUAUUGAAUUAUGGGAUAUUGGAGGAAGUCAAAAUCAUAAAAAUACAAGAUCUGUAUUUUAUAAUCCUACAAAUGGUAUUAUAUUGGUUCAUGAUUUAACAAACAGAAAAUCACAGCAAAAUCUUCAAAAAUGGCUUGAAGAAGUUUUGAGUAAAGAUAGCAAUUAUAUGAAAUCAAAAUCAUUUGAUGAUUUUGAUCCUGAAAAAUUUGUAGGAUCUACACAAAUACCAAUUUUAGUUAUUGGUACGAAAUUAGAUCUAAUUGCUGAAGUUAGAACAAGUGUACAAAGACGUUCUUCAACUAUUGCAGAAGAAUGUGGUGCUGAUGAAAUAUUUUUGGAUUGUCAUCAAGUGAGAUCACUUGCUGCUGGUUCUAGCUCCUCUGUUAAAUUAAGUAGGUUUUUUGAUAAAGUUAUUGAAAGACGUUAUUAUUCUCCAAAGGAAGGAAUCAGUCCUGAUAAACGAAGACUGCCAAUAUAUAUCCCAUACAGUUCAAAAAUUUAUCACAAUGAUUAAAAACUCAGAAAAUUCACUUUUUUUAUUUUAGCAUUAAUAGAAUUUUUAUUCCUAAAUUUUAACAUUACAUUCCUAAUUUUUAUGAAAUAUAUAU
Molecule: messenger RNA, 905 nt
Organism: Apis mellifera (honey bee)
Lineage: Eukaryota; Metazoa; Arthropoda; Insecta; Hymenoptera; Apidae
Product: rab-like protein 3
Exons: 5
Coding region: 116-811 (231 amino acids)
Biological process (GO): intracellular protein transport
Cellular component (GO): endomembrane system
Molecular function (GO): GTP binding; GTPase activity
Source: RefSeq, a predicted model, not a curated record